CGCCCGCUCCCCCGGGACUGUGGGCGCCCCAUGCGCGCACCUACCCCCCUCCCUGCGCCUGCCGCUCCUCCCUCCUUUCUCGCUGGUUGGUCUGCGCGCCGCAAACCGCGGCAGCGGCAGGAGGAGCCAGGCGCGCCCGCCGCGCAUAUCCACAGAGCUGCAGGCGCGGCGCGGGAUCUCAGGUGGCGGCGGCGGCGGCGGCAGCGGCAGCAGCAGUAGCAGCAGCAGCAGCAGCAGCAGUGACAGCCGUGACUGCAGCCGCCAGCGCGCAUCGCUCCUCCGACGCGCCUGUAUCCCGCCUCCUCUACGCCCGGGAGCCGCCGGCGGUCCCCGGUCCCCCGACCCUGGCACGCACGGCCAAGCCCCGCACACAAUAGCGGCCGCCUCCACUGCGGCUCCAAGCCCGACCGCCCGCCAUGAAGAAGCCGGCGAGGAAAGGAUGCGACUACAAGCGCUUCCUGAGGAAUAACUGGCUGCUGCUCUCCACUGUCGCCGCGGUGGUGCUAGGAAUUGCCUUGGGAGUCUUGGUUCGAGAAUACAGCAAGCUCUCUAACCUGGACAAGUUCUACUUUGCUUUUCCUGGAGAAAUCUUAAUGAGGAUGCUGAAACUCAUCAUUUUGCCAUUAAUUGUAUCCAGCAUGAUUACAGGUGUUGCUGCACUGGAUUCCAGUGUAUCUGGAAAAAUUGGUCUGCGUGCUGUCGUAUAUUACUUCUGUACCACUCUCAUUGCUGUAAUUCUAGGUAUCGUGCUGGUUGUAAGCAUCAAGCCUGGUGCCACCCAGAAUGUGGAUGAAAUUGACAGAGCAGGCAGCAGUCCUGAAGUCAGCACAGUGGAUGCUAUGUUAGACCUGAUCAGGAAUAUGUUCCCUGAGAACCUUAUCCAAGCCUGUUUUCAACAGUAUAAAACCACGCGUGAAGAAGUGAACUCUUCUAGUGAGCCAGGGACGAAUGGGACAGAAGCAUCUGUCACAGUUAUCAUGACAACUGCUAUUUCCAAGAAUGAAACAAAGGAAUACAAAAUCGUAGGCACGUAUUCAGAUGGCAUAAAUGUCCUCGGCUUGAUUGUCUUUUGCCUUAUCUUUGGACUUGUCAUUGGAAAAAUGGGAGAAAAGGGACAGAUUCUGGUGGAUUUCUUCAAUGCUUUGAGCGACGCGACCAUGAAAAUCGUUCAGAUCAUUAUGUGUUACAUGCCAUUUGGUAUUUUGUUCCUGAUUGCCGGGAAGAUCAUAGAAGUUGAAGACUGGGACAUAUUCCGCAAGCUGGGCCUUUACAUGGCCACUGUCCUGACUGGGCUUGCAAUCCACUCCAUUAUAAUUCUCCCACUGAUAUAUUUCAUAGUCGUUCGCAAGAACCCUUUCCGAUUUGCCAUGGGAAUGGCCCAGGCUCUCCUGACGGCUCUCAUGAUCUCUUCCAGUUCAGCAACGCUGCCUGUCACUUUCCGCUGUGCAGAAGAAAAGAACCAAGUAGACAAAAGGAUCACUAGGUUUGUGUUACCCGUGGGUGCUACAAUCAACAUGGAUGGAACUGCACUCUACGAAGCGGUGGCGGCUGUGUUUAUUGCACAGUUGAAUGGCCUGGAGUUGGGCAUUGGGAAGAUCAUCACUAUCAGUGUUACAGCCACAGCUGCCAGCAUCGGAGCUGCCGGUGUGCCCCAGGCUGGCCUGGUGACCAUGGUGAUCGUGCUGAGUGCUGUGGGCCUGCCCACUGAGGAUGUCACCCUGAUCAUCGCUGUCGACUGGCUCCUAGACCGGUUCAGGACCAUGGUGAAUGUCCUCGGUGAUGCUUUUGGGACAGGCAUCGUGGAGAAGCUCUCUAAGAAGGAGCUGGAGCAGAUGAGUGUUUCGUCCGACGUCAACUUCGUGAACCCCUUUGCUGUGGAAUCUGCGACGCUCGAUAAUGAAGACUCAGACACCAAGAAGUCGUAUGUCAACGGAGGCUUUGCUGUAGACAAAUCUGACACCAUCUCAUUCACCCAGACCUCACAGUUCUAGAGCCCCUGGCUUCAGAUGACUGGGAAUAAUAAAGGACAUCUCUUAGCAAUUUCAAACAUUAAGGAAAAAGAAAAACACUAGUGGCCAGUUGUACAUUUGACCUGAUAUACAGACCUCCAGAUUAUUUUCUAUAUUUGGAUUCACAGCUUUCACUCUCCAGGUUCUAGGAUUUGGGGGUAGUGUAAGAUAAAAUGAAAUUGACUAAAAGGAAAGCUGUAUUAUCUGGAGUUUUAAAAUUUUAUGACAGAGUUGCUACUGUUGGAAUAGGUUAACAGAUGUGAAAGAGAAAUUACUUUCUCAUGCACAGACUGGUGUUAGGGUUUUUUUAAAAAUAUUCUGUCAUUGACUACAAAUUUUUACUCGGGCUUUCUAUUGGCAUGGAUUUCCUUUGAUGUCUCACGUUUUUAUGGAUUUUAAUGUAUCUAAACCAUCCCCCUCCUCUAGUUAAUGUGCCAAGUUGUCCAUUUUGAACUCAUCUCCAGCCAAUUUCAAAGAAACUGCUUUGAAAGAAAACAGACCAGCACAGUUCUGCAAUAACAGUUUUAAGAAAGACGUCAGGUUUAGGGGGAAGGGAGAAGGGUUCUCUUUUCAAUGUACUGUAUUGGGACACUGGUAACUAUAAAAUCAGUGUUCAGUAUAGAGCUAGAUAUAUAUAUGUAUAUAUUAUUUUCAUAUAAUUUGCCAGACAGAGAUCAGAAUUGAACUGUCAAUGUGAAAUAAAGAGCUUUCCUUAUACUUGAAUAAUAACUAUGAUUCCAAUCCAGAUCUACUUUGAGGCUUAUCAGAAUUCCUCUCUCAGGAGCACUAGAAUGAGAAAUGUUGUUCGAUUGUUUCAUGUCUGUGUAUCAGACCCAAAGCAGAGAUGUAUUAUGGUGAUGCUCUGAGGUGGCUUAGCCAUUCAUUACAACUUUCAGAUUCUACUGCUGGGAGGGAAUCCAUAUUGGCUCUUUAUAAGAUUACGUACAAAGGUGUCACUCACAUAAGGCUGGAUGUGUUUUUAUCCAACUGGAAGACUACAUUGUUCCAAGGUCAGUUAUGCCCACUUAAAAAUGACAGUACUGUGCCCUUUGUACCCAUCAGGGCCCAAACAACAGUGGCAAGCUACCAGCUAAGUUGUAUUUUAAUAGGGAUUUAAUGGAUUGAACAAGCCACAUUGACCAGAAAAACACUAUCCCUACCCUGGAUUCUUGCAGAGUAAAUCCCAGGACAGGAGACCAAUCGGUGGUUCAGGAAACUUCUUCCAUUGUAAGGCAGUUAUCUCCUCCAGGGAGGAUCAUUCUAAGUGACUAGUAGUCUAGUAAUCUUGGCUGUGCUCAUUAAAAUCCAUUGCUUGUCAUUCUAAUUUAUGAAGAUAGCUUAUUAAAGUCUGUGCUUUAGCUCACAUCUUGUAAAUAAUGCUUAACAUAAACUUGUAUUUACACUGAGAUCCAAAAUACUCGUGUUUCUGCAGUAUUGAGUAGCCAAUUUAAGCCUGUGCUUUUGUAUUUAAGAAACCAGAAAUUGUGCCAAAGAUCAUGGAAAAGUAAAUAAAUGCUCUGUAUCGACCGCCUGCAUUUGAAAUCUACAAAAGAAUGAUACUGAAUUGGCAUGUAAUUAUCAUAAAUCUGAACCAGUAAUUCAGUGUUUUUAAAAUCAAAUAGUAGUAUUGUUUAUAAGGAAAUAAAUAUGAAUAUAAAUGCAGUUGAGUCAGUAAUUUAUCUUAAGCUGAAUGGUUUUACCCCUUGGCAGGUUUCUCUGAUUUGAGGCACUAGAGUUGGCAGAGCUGUUCAUGAACUGCAGGCCAUCUUUGUUUUGGAGUCAGUUUGUAACCAGCCUCUUACACUGUGCUGUUAACUCAUCAAAGAGAACAGUGUUCCAUUUCAAUCUCAAUAAACAUUUCCAUCAUUCUUUCU
Molecule: messenger RNA, 3883 nt
Organism: Pteropus alecto (black flying fox)
Lineage: Eukaryota; Metazoa; Chordata; Mammalia; Chiroptera; Pteropodidae
Gene: SLC1A1
Product: solute carrier family 1 member 1
Exons: 12
Coding region: 417-1991 (524 amino acids)
Biological process (GO): L-glutamate transmembrane transport
Cellular component (GO): plasma membrane
Molecular function (GO): L-glutamate transmembrane transporter activity; L-cysteine transmembrane transporter activity; glutamate:sodium symporter activity
Source: RefSeq, a predicted model, not a curated record